CACCAGCCCAUGUCCCGCUAGUAGCAUCAGAUACAGAUACUCUGUGAACAGAAGAAGUACAUGUAGAUUUUAAAACGCAUUCCAGAUCAGCUCCAACCAUGGAGCCUUUCCUACCAGUCCUCGACAGCGACAGCAGUGUUGUUACUGAUACCGCAUUCACAGAUAUGAACACUGCAGACAUUCUGGAAAUGUGUGAUCUGCUGGCUCCUGAUACAACAUCGUCAGAAGUAAUGGACUUUGUGGCUCGAGAAUCGAAUGUUCAAAGGGACAAGACCUUUCAGGAUGCAGGUCUUUCCUUGGAACGUUUCCCUCCGUCUUCUGACGAGGCAGAUCUUAUUGAUAAGCUCUUGGCCGAUGAACUUGAGAAGCUGUCGUUUGAAGAGAAGGAGCGAAAUACGUUUGAUUUAUAUGGAAUGGCCCAUGAGAGCAAGGACCCUAAGGAUGUUGAUGCUUCGCUAGCGCAAUUGGAGCUGGAAAUUCGAAAGAUACCUCACCGGAAGGCCUAUGAAAAAGCCAAGUAUUUGAACAAAGAGUAUGUGAUGGACAAGGAUUUCCGCCUUAUGUUUCUUCGCUGCGAUGAUUUUGAUGUCAAGUCGUCGGCACAGAGAAUUGUGCAGCAUUUUGAGGUCAAAUUGGAGCUGUUUGGUGAUGGCCCUGCCUUGGGCAGAAAUCUACUCAUGAGUGAUCUUAGUGAAGAUGACAUGAAGGUUCUCACAUCAGGGGCAUGGCAGUUCUUGCCCGUGCGUGAUGCUGCUGGCCGUCUGGUCUUGGUGAUAUGCCCUGGCUACAGGGACAACUCUGUAGCAAUGAAUUCUCAUCUACGCGUCGAAGCAUUUUUUGCAAUGAGCUUUCUCCAAGCUGAGGUUGCACGAAGGAAGGGCAUAGUUGUGGUAAUCUGUCUUAUUGGAGAAUCACUGCUCAAUCUACCACAGACUUUUCUUCAUAAUCUUCAGCGAAUUAAAGGGCUCAGGUCAGGGGGGGUACACAAGGUGGCUGGUGUCCAUUUCCUGUUGACCCAAGAAUAUCUUCGUCCUUUGGUUGGUGGCAUUCGAUGGUUACUCCCGGAGAAAGUGAGAGCAAAAGUAUGCGUCCACUUUGGGGACUUUGAACAGGUCAAAUUCAAAUUGCAGACUUUUGGAAUCCCAACAGAUUGCCUCCCAUUCCAUCCAAAUCAACCCAUGAAUCUGGAGAAUCAUCUUCAAUGGAUCCGGAGCUGGCGAAAGCAGGAAGAAAAGGGCAAGAAGAAUACAGCUGAUACCAUAGUCCCCCAUCGAUUUGAUGUCCUCUUCGGACGGGGACGUCAUACCACAAAUCACACGGGCAAUGUGAGAGCUGCACAUAUCGCAGACAUGUUUCGAGACAAAUAUGAGGCUGCUGGGAAGUAUGGAAAGACAGCAAUUGCUGAACGUAUUGUCACAAUUAUCCAAGAAUCGCAUGGUCGGUUUUUGAAAUGGGAAGAUGACACAUGGGAAGAAGUGGACCAACAAACUGCGAGGAAUAAGAUUUCCCACUUUUAUCGAAACACGCGCAACAAAGGUGGCCCCAGCAAAAGCAAGGCAUCCCCAUCUGACGGCUCGGCUAGUUUUGGAGCAACCAGCUCAGAGGGAGAGUCACUGGCUUCAGUUUUGUCCAAGAGAACACACUCAGAUUCACUGCAACAAUCACCACAGCGAAUUCAGAAACGGCACCAACGGGAUGACUAACUCAAGGGGUUGUCAAAGAUUGGGACUUUGGAUUCCGGGAUGUCAGUGGACGCAAUGCUGCUUCUUUGUGGGAGCCAACCUCCAGUAAUACACAGUGUGGCAUGUUGGACAUUGGAGCUUGUGUUUGUCCCAGUAAGACUGAGCAUUCCUCUUGUUCGUUCGGUUACCUUGGUCUAUGGCAUCGCAAGUCGUCUCUUGGUAUCCGUUAUUGCGAGGUAAGCCGUAGUGCAAACGGGC
Seminavis robusta is the source of this 1940-nucleotide messenger RNA. The record is from the annotation of a GenBank genome assembly. Lineage: Eukaryota; Bacillariophyta; Bacillariophyceae; Naviculales; Naviculaceae.